UGGUGGCCCCCAGCCCCUUGUGUGGCCCGAGGCCCGGCGAGUCCAUUGGAGGAGCAUGGGGGGAGGCAAUUCUCUGAACGCUCAGCACACGCCCUUGGGAUGGAUUCACCUGCCCCCUUCCGUCCUUUGCCCUGCUCCGUGGGGGGCUCGAAGAAACUGACACCCCUAUUCUUGGUCACUUGGUAGUUGCCGGGUUUUGGUAUCUGAGCGGCCCAUGGCGCAUUGUGGACGACUGUGGCGGUGCCUUCACCAUGGGGAUGAUCGGCGGGGGGGUCUUCCAGGCCAUCAAGGGCUUCCGGAAUGCCCCAGUGGGCGUUCGACACCGGUUCAAAGGCAGCGUCAGCGCCAUCCGCAUCAGAGCACCCCAGAUUGGAGGUAGCUUUGCAGUCUGGGGCGGCCUCUUCUCCACCAUCGACUGCGGCCUGGUGAAGAUGCGGGGAAAGGAAGACCCCUGGAACUCGAUCACCAGUGGGGCCCUCACAGGAGCUGUGCUCGCCUCCCGCAGUGGCCCGUUAGCCAUGGUGGGCUCAGCCAUGAUGGGCGGGAUUUUACUGGCCUUGAUCGAAGGAGUCGGAAUCUUACUCACCAGAUACACGGCACAGCAAUUCCAGAACUCUAACCCGUUCAGCGAAGACCCCAGUCAGCUGCCCCCGAAGGACGGCCCAGUGCCUCCAGGAUAUCAGGGCUAUGGACAGUAUCAAUGAAGCUGCUUACUUUUAGGGUGCUGCAGCUAAUAAUUCAGGGGGCCUCCCCUUGUUGGAAUCAUCCUGAACACCAACCACUUGUCCCUCCAGUUCUUGGAUUCUCCCCCGGAGACAAUGCUGUCAGGGCCUGAUUCCCUGGGAAUCCUUCUAAGUUUCCUGCUACUUUGGGGGGUACGGGGGAUAGGGCCUACAGCUGUACAUGCAGGUGGUGCUGAUGGCAUGACAAAACAGGGUGUCCCCCAUCUUGACCGGCUGUGCUCUCUGAAAAAGGGGGUUAAUGGCCCAUUUACAUAACCCCUGAGCCCUGCUGGUCCCCCCACCAGAGGGGAAACUGUCUUGGCAUAUCUCUCCCCCCCCCCGCAGCUGGGACGGUAGGUCCCCAAACUGCCCACUCUGAGCCGCAAUCUCGCCUCCUUUCGGAUAUUUGUAUUUAAAGACGUUUCGAAGAGUGUUGCAGGUUUCGUUUUUCCAGGUGCAAAAUAGAGCAAGUACUUUA
Messenger RNA from Pelodiscus sinensis (Chinese soft-shelled turtle), 1200 nucleotides. RefSeq names its product translocase of inner mitochondrial membrane 17B (gene TIMM17B). Gene Ontology annotation, biological process: protein import into mitochondrial matrix. The record is from RefSeq and is a predicted model, not a curated record. Gene Ontology annotation, cellular component: TIM23 mitochondrial import inner membrane translocase complex. Gene Ontology annotation, molecular function: transmembrane protein transporter activity. NCBI's taxonomy places the organism in Eukaryota, Metazoa, Chordata, Testudines, Trionychidae.